UCAGUGCAGUGCAAGGCGUCGAGACGCUCGUCCGUCGGUAUGUGCGCGCUCGACGACCAAGCAGUCCGCGACGGUCGCGGGACUCGGCCACCGGACCAGGUAUCAUCAUCGCUCUUUGUUGCUUUACUAUUGUCGCAAUUAUGUCCAGUGUGCUGUCCCUGUUCCGUCUCGUUCUGUUUGGUCCCGCUUGUGUGAUGGGAACGUAGAGUAAUUCACUCCUCACUCCCGUCGCACGUGUGUGUUAUUAUUGAGUUGCGACUAAUCUCUAUGCUUUCCAGGCGCUCUAGUAUAGUUUAGUGUCACAGUCCUCCUUUCUGCUGCUGUUCUGUUCUGUGUUGUCCUCGCUCGCUAACGCCGCUAAGUUGUGUCUCUUCAUCUUGCGGAUGCUGCAAUGCAGAAAAAUCUCCCCAAGCGGAAAACAAUAAUAAAUAAAUAUGCGGUAGAUAAAAAUUAAAAGACUAGAAUCGCCUCGGACGUUAUCAGCCGAAGUCGGCAAGUGUCAUGGUUCGGAACCGAUAACAGGUGUUAUCUUAUCACCUGGUCGUGCAGGUGAAGUCAGUAUUGUGUAUAGAGUGGCUCCGUAGAGCAUCAUGCUGCAUUCUCUAGACGCUCUCGCUGGAAAACUUUCACCGGGCAGUAAGGCAGGCCCAACGAGCCCCCCAGCAUCCCAACUGGACGGAAACGCAAACCGAGUACACCCCUACCACAAGCACGGCACUAUAUCCAAUUCACCGAUGAAUAACAACAACAUCAGCAGUAAACACAAUAAAAAUAACAUACUGAAUGCGAGUCCGAGCUCGAAUCCAGAACAGGACCAACCCGAUCCGGACAACAUCAAAAUGUUCGUGGGUCAAGUUCCCCAUUCCAUGGACGAGAACGACCUAAAGCAAUUAUUUGAAGAGUAUGGCCGGGUGCAUUCUAUCAACGUCCUCCGAGAUAAAAAUACGGGAAUCAGUCGAGGUUGUUGCUUUGUUACAUUUUACACCCGAAAGGCGGCUCUGCUGGCUCAGGACGCGCUGCACAACGUCAAGACGCUACGAGGGAUGCACCACCCCAUACAGAUGAAACCGGCGGAUAGCGAGAAUAGAAAUGGUAAGUGCGGGUAUUGAUUGUUCUUUAAGCGCGGGCGGUGGGUGGAGGAUCGUAAUCGGAUGCCGCGAUGUUUAUUCAAGGA
This is a messenger RNA of Photinus pyralis (common eastern firefly), 1174 nucleotides long. Its product is annotated as CUGBP Elav-like family member 2. The coding region runs from base 591 to 1109 and encodes 172 amino acids. Gene Ontology annotation, biological process: mRNA splice site recognition; regulation of alternative mRNA splicing, via spliceosome. The record is from RefSeq and is a predicted model, not a curated record. Gene Ontology annotation, molecular function: mRNA 3'-UTR binding. The transcript is spliced from 4 exons. Gene Ontology annotation, cellular component: nucleus; cytoplasm; ribonucleoprotein complex. Lineage: Eukaryota; Metazoa; Arthropoda; Insecta; Coleoptera; Lampyridae.